Molecule: messenger RNA, 5424 nt
Organism: Durio zibethinus
Lineage: Eukaryota; Viridiplantae; Streptophyta; Magnoliopsida; Malvales; Malvaceae
Source: RefSeq, a predicted model, not a curated record
AGUACCCUUGCCUAUUCAUGUGUUUUCAAAAAGAUGUACUAUUUCAGCUCAAAGAUUUAUUUCUUGAAAAGUGUUGGGGAACAGGUACAAUUUCCAGGCAGAGGACACGAUGCCUUGUUCUCUGCCUUUUCAAGUUUUCAAGUGUGUUACUCAAACAAUGCCUUUUCUGUACUUUUUUUUCUUAAUUUGACUGACGCACUCGUUUUAUGGUGACUCUAUUUCUUAGGUGAAUCAGAAAGUUCUUAAUUUAGUUUUACGUUAGACAAAACUUUUUCGGGCUAUUUGUAUAUUUUCUAGAUUUCUUGUGGUUUUGUAAACUUACUUUUUACCUUGUCAUAAAUUGCCUGGAAUCUUUUUCUGCUUGUAGAGUUCUGCCCCCAUUUUAACUUCAUAUAGAUUGCUGUGUUCAUUACUUUGAUGAUGGGCGCUGUAGCAUUAGGGAUUAUGAAUCAUUAACUGCAAUAUUGGAUGAGAUGAGAUGUCAAACUGCAGGUACAAUGGCUAUAUAGUUCUGACUGGUGCUUUCAUGCUUAUUGUUUUCUUAACAGCACCUCCAGCUCCUCCCACCCCGCCACCCACCCCCACCCACACCCUCUUUCCCGGAUCUGCUUCCUUGCCCCUGUGUUUCUCUCAUUGGUAGUUUGGUACUGAGAAUCUUUACCUCAGGAAUGGGAACAAAUUGAGUUGUUGGUGUUCUUUUUGCCAAUGAUUUGUGAAAUGGUUUCUUUGUCUUCAUUGGCAAAUUCUUUGUUCAUGUAAAACCAGAAGCAUGUUCUAAACUGUGAUUUGUGAUGGGGAGUUGUAUCAGCUAACUUAAUUUUCUGAGAUGCCCACCAGAUUGUGUUGUUCCUGACACGGAAGGUCCUAGAUAUUGCUUUGCAUAUAACCUUUUGUUUAUUUCCAAACUAUACGAAGUAGCAUGUCAAGCCUUCUUGACAUAGUUGCCCUACAUGUCUCCCUCAUCUUGUUUGAGGGACUUGGAUUCAUGGGGCAAGAAUUUGUUGGUUGAUGAGGUGAUGGGACAGGCAAAGCAUCUAUUCGUCCAAGAUACAAAGCAAAAUUUCAUGAUUACAUAAACUGAAGUAGCAGCGCUGUGAGAUCGCUUGAAGACCACUCUUUCUUAUUUCCACUCCAACCCCACUUUAUUUCCGGCGUUGAUCAGUGUUCAUUGUUUGAUUUACUGCACACCUGGAGAUGGUAAAAAGUUGUCUGACAACUGUACUUUCUCUCUCCCUUUGAUGUAAAAGAAGCAAAACUAACGCAGACACACUUUUGCAAACUUGGUUGGCCUCUGUCUGCAACUGUCAAUCUUUCUCAAACUUCCCAACACUCUCUUACCAAACUUUACUUAACUCUUAAAAACCACCAAAGCCCUAAUCUUGAAAACCCAACUUCAGUUUUAGUAAACAAAAAGACUCCUUUCAUUUGCUUAUCACGAGUUGAACUUUGGGGUGAUUUUUGAACUGGGUUUUGGUUCUUUUCAUCUGGGUUGUUUUCGAUUUGUUGGUUUUUUGGUGGCUGUUUACUGGUGGCGAUUAUGGUGAUGGCUGAGAAUGAGGCAGGGGAUGAUCACAAGGAGGUCAAGUCAUCAUGGAAGACUCCGGUGAUUGAUGGGGACAAAACGGCUGUUGCUACUGUUAUGGGGACCCAAUCUUGGCCUGACCUUGGUGGAUCGCAGCAAACACUCGACAAUCCUCAGCUUGCUGCUGAUGGGUCUACUCCAGCUCCAUCAGUAGAGCAGGGAGCAGCCAAGCAGCAGAAGUCAAAUGGGUCCAGAAACACCAAUGCUUCUCAUAAGCAUUCAUUAGCACGCCAUCAGAAGUCAGGCUCUAAGCGCAAUCCUAAUGCUGGACCUCGUUUUCCUGUACCCUUACCUUAUUAUCAACCUCCAAUGCCACCUGUUUUUCAGGCUAUGGUACCUCCACCGCACAUUGCAGUUCCUGGGUAUGCUUACCAGCCUGUCCCUGGACCUUUUCCUGGUAUUGAACCUCAGUUGGUAAAAUCUGGAUCUGAGACAACAAUGCAUGCCUUUGGUCCCCCGGUUCAAGGUAUUGAUGCCAGCAGAAAAAUGCAGCCUCCUCCACGAGGAGAUCCCAAUGCAUAUCCUGCCAACUUCUCUAACAGAAGACCCAACAUGCAAGAACCUGGUAGCCAUUUGAAUCUUCGCUGGAAUCAUCAACGGGCAUAUAAUCCUAGAGAGCCUAUUCCCAUGCAGCAGGGUAUCGAACUAAGACCUUUUGCUAGACCCCCAUUCUUUGGUCCAACUCCAGGUUUCAUUGUUGGUCCAAAUUUCCCCGGAGCUGUAUGCUAUGUGCCUAUUGCUCCUCCAGGCUCUAUAAGGGGACCACAUCCUCCACACUUUGUUUCAUACCCUAUAAAUCCAGGGACUGCCUUGUUCCCUCCAGAGAUAGUAACUUUGAGGGCCGAUAUAGUGAAACAAAUUGAGUAUUAUUUCAGUGAUAAAAAUCUUCAAAACGACCAUUACCUGACUUCCUUGAUGGAUGAUCAAGGAUGGGUUCCAAUCUCUUCAAUUGCAGACUUUAAAAGGGUUAAGAGAAUGAGUACAGACAUACAAUUUAUCCUUGAUGCACUGCUGAGUUCUAGUACAGUAGAAGUGCAGGGUGACAAGAUAAGGAGACGUGAUGAGUGGUCCAAGUGGAUUCCAGCAAGUUCAAAGACAACUUUGUCAUCAGAAGUUCAGGUUACUCAAUACCACAUUGCAGAGAAUGUUACUGAUUCCUGUGUAAAUGGUGAUGUGAAUGAAGAUAAUUCAGGGGAAACCUCUGAAGAAAAUGUUAAAGAUCCAUUGAAUAGUGCACACUUGGAGCAUGUUUCACCUGAGGGCAAUCCUGCAGAUGUAACAUGUAAAAGUAACAGCAAACAUGAAGCUGUACACGUUCUAUUAUAUGGUGAGGAAGAAGCAUGUGGUAUAAAUGGUGCUUUGAGCAGGAAAUUAAUUGCUGAUUCCCACAUUAAAUUCUCAGAUGUAGAUCAGUCAAAAAGAGUUGAGCCUGUAAGGUUUAUUGACCACAGAACUGAAAGUGUGGAAUUAUUAUCAAACUUAACAAUGCAAAAUGUUGCUGAACUGUCAAAUGAUUUCACAAACACAUUUAUGCUGGAUGAAGAGCUAGAAGUUGAGCAAAAAACACAAAAAACUCUUUCAGCACUUAACAGAAUGGAUGAUGAAGAUGAUGAUGUUGUCUACGAUCAGGAUGUUCAGAGACUUGUGAUUGUUACCCAGAAUAGCGGGACUGGUGGAGGAUCAAAAGCUGGUGCAAAAGAUUCAAAGUCCAUAUCUAGAGAGCUUGCUGCUGUGAUAAAUGAUGGUCUUUACUUCUAUGAACAGGAGCUCAAAACUAAACGAUCUAGUCGUAGAAAGAAUAACUUUAUUUAUGAGAAUAAAGAUGGAAAUCCAAGGUCUCCAAGAGGUGUAUCAGGAGUAUUAAAUUUGAAGACAGGUGAAAAUGCUGCUGGGAGCAGUAGUCUUGAAGAGUCUGGAGGAGCAAGUUCCCAAAGGAAGCAAAAUAAAGGUUUUCCCAAGCAACAGUCAUUCCAUAAGCAGAGAUUUUUCUCCAGCAACUUAAAAAACCAUGGAGCUAGUCGUAAUUCAAAUGCAAUAAUAUCAGAAAGUCCACCGAGUAAUUCAGUCGGAUAUUUCUUUGGUUCUACUCCUCCUGAUAGUCAUGGCCCUAGGCCUCCUUCGAAGUUGAGCUGUUCACCACGUGGAACUCUUUCUAGCAGUCCACCGGUUGGUUCCUUGCCAAAGUCAUUUCCACCUUUUCAGCAUCCAAGUCAUCAGCUGUUAGAAGAAAAUGGUUUUAAGCAACAGAAGUACCUAAAGUUUCACAAGCGCUGCCUGAGUGACAGGAAGAAGUUGGGAAUUGGUUGCAGUGAGGAAAUGAAUUCACUGUACAGGUUUUGGACAUAUUUCCUUAGGGACAUAUUUGUCCCUUCAAUGUAUAAUGAGUUCCAGAAACUUGCUCUUGAAGAUGCGGCUGCUAAUUACAAUUAUGGGAUAGAGUGUCUUUUCAGGUUUUAUAGUUACGGUUUGGAGAAGAAAUAUCGGGGUGAUCUUUAUAAGGAUUUUGAGCAACUUACCAUUGAUUUCUAUCAUAAAGGCAAUCUUUAUGGCCUUGAAAAAUACUGGGCAUUCCAUCACUUCCGAGACCAGAAAGAGCCCUUAAAGAAACACCCAGAAUUGGAUAGGCUACUGAGAGAAGAAUACCGGGGCAUCGACGAUUUCCGUGCCAAAGAGAGGAAUACAAGCACAAGAGAGGACAGCCAUUAUCUACCAAGUGAUGUCCUUGAUCCUUAGUGCCACUGAAUCCCAAUUUUGUAGAUCAACCUUGAUGACUGGAGGAGUUCAUGGUCUAUGUAUCAUUUGGUUUGAAUGCCAAGGAAAGAUGGAUUUUGUAUAUUGUACAUUGGGGGGUUGUACACCUCUGUGCGGCUGCUUACUCCUGAGGCUUUCCAUUAUUGUUUCUUCUUUUUUGGGCUUUCUGGCUACGAGGGUAUAUCUUUUUUCUUGAGUGGUCUGCAAGCUUGUAGAGGUGGUGCCUGUGCUUUUCUUUGAUCAUCAUUUUCAUUCCACUUCCCCCAGCAUUGUUGUACAUAAGGGAAACUGAAACUGAAAAAAAAAAAAAAAGUUGUUGAAACUUUGUGAAAAUUGAACAAUAAGAGAUUCAAUUUUUAUCCUGUCUGUAAUUCUUUUUCGUCAUCUCAUGUUUACCUUGCUAAAAUGCAAUAUCUAUCUGCUUUGCCCAGAGUUUGUCAACAUGUUACAUAUGUAGGUGGUAAGUAGGGCAUUCUAAUUGGCCUGUUUGAUGGUGCUUUAUGUAAAUAUUCCACGCUCAAAAUCCCAUAUUAGUUACGCAACAAAGUUGAGAGAUAAACUAAAAAAAAUAAAGGAAACUAAGAAAUAGAUCCUCAAGGUAACUUCAUGCCAACUUUACUGCCAAAACUGGUUCAUAGAAACCUUAUAAUUAUCAAUGAAAAAAAGAUAGAGAAAAAGAAAGUGCAUGCUCAUUAUACCCGUCUGUUCCUGUUAGAAAGAGUGGAGUAACGUUCAAUCCAAGUUCUAUAUCAGCUAAGUUCUUCAUAUGGUUUCUAACAUUCUGCAUAUCUUUGAUUAUCCACAGCAGAUGUUCUAGAAUCAGAAUAAACACAAUCACCCAAGAUUCACAUAAAAGGAUCUGUUUGAAAACAAUUAAGGUGAUUAUUGACCAUGGAAAUUUUGUGAGCUAGUUAGUCUGGUCAUGCUAAAAUGUGCUUCUUUUAACUGGCGCCAGGUUUCUUGCUACAAACUGUUAAGAUUUAUGUGAUUAUAGAUAUGAAUGUAAAAUGCAUGUGCUGGUAACUCAUUAGCCUUGUUAUCAAUAAAGAGCCAUUAAAAGAGUGAAAGUUUUGGCGGGAAAAGGAGUGCGU